AUGUGGCAAAUGAAGUUCAAUGUUGGCACUCGAGUCCCAAGCGUGAGACCGGUGGAGCUCCCGCUCCGCGCCAAACGGGGCGUCGUCGCAGACAAGAGGCCGACCAGGGCCAGGGCUGCCCCUUUCCGGGCGACGACGCUUGGCGCCGCCCCUCGCCCUGCCUUCCGCAGCAUGGGCGGCUUCGAGGAGGUCCCGACGGGCACCUGCCAGGAGAUGUGCCCGGCCGGCGAGCUAGCGCUGCGGCGGCGCCAGGGACGGCUGCAUGUCUUGGAGCGGGGGCCGCCCGAGCAGGCGGUGAAGGAGUACUCGCGGCCGGCCGCCGGCAAGGAGCGCUCGCGGCCCGAGGAGCUGCGUCCGCCGCCGGUGCUGCUGGCCACGGUGCGGCACCUCUUGGGCGAAGCGGCCCGCUGGCGUCCCGACGUGUCCGUCGCCGAGCAGUGCGCCUUCGUCACUGACCGCCUGCGCGCCGUGCGCCUCGACCUCACCGUGCAGCGCGCCUCCGGCCUGCCCUGCGCGGCGGUCCUCGAGCGUUCGCUCGUCUACCUGCUCCGCGCCGGACACCAGCUCUGCGGAGAGCCGCCCGCCCGCUUCGACGCCCACUUGCACCGAGCCCAGGUCCAGGAGUGCUUCGCUGUCUUGCGCCGCGCCUACCGGGACGAGGAGGAGGACCGCGCCGCCGCCGAGCCCCUCUUCCAAGCGCUCUUCUUGCUAUACAACCUGGGCAGCCCAGAUGCUCUCUGGCAGAUUUUAGGGCUCCCCCAUCACAUCCGAGCCUCCCCUGAGCUUUCCACAGCACGGGCGAUCAGCUUGGCUUACUUGGAGCGCAACUUUGCCCGCUUCUUCCGCCUGGCUCGGGAGCUGCCCUACCUACAGAGCUGUGCCCUCCAUCCGCACGUGGCCGGGGCCCGCCGCCUAGCCCUGCACACCUUCAGCCAUGGCUUCAGCAGCAGGAACUGCCGCUACCCUUUGGAUUGUCUGGCCCGCCUGCUGGCCACGGACAGCCUCAAGGAGGCUGAGGCAUUGUGCCAGGCACAGGGUUUGACAAUACUGGAGGGAAGUGUCGUCUUCCAGAAAGGAUCUUUCAAGGACUCUGAUCCCCUAAAUCACAGGCCUUCCUUCCUGCUUGUUGAUGGGAAGUGGGGAGAGACCACUCUUCAUGAGUUCACAGAGGGUAUCUGUAGCUGAAUGGAGGGACCAAUGUCUGCUCUGAGGGGCGGUGUUGGCCCCCUCAGCCCAAAUUGUUGUAUCUACAUAGGUGGCAAAGUGACGUGGGAGAAUGGAUUCUUCUGCUUCCGUGAGGCAGAGUGAUGUAGGCCUCAUCCAGAGGUCCAGGGAAGGGUGGAACCAUUGAGUGACUUCAAACAACCAUUCACCUCACCGGGACAGCUUCACCGGUAACCGUUGUUGGGUACCUGCUCACCCCUUCCUUCUUUUCUGUAGAUUGGGAGGGACGGCUACCACACACGGUCCUGUGGUUCAAUACCCUGCCAAGGGAGCUGCUAUCGUAGCCGUUAAGCUAAGAAGAAGCCAUGGGCCUCAGGGCUAUCCAGUAUCAAAGGGUGCUCUUGCUUUCUCUUCAGGCCCCACAUGCCCUGCUUUGGCGGUGGGAUGUGUCUGGUUGCUGGAAGCAAUUUUGCCUGCCUACACACUGCUAGAUGCCUCAUGCAAGGUGUCAGUUAUCAAAGACUGUUAAAUU
Messenger RNA from Gekko japonicus, 1696 nucleotides. It is a transcript of the gene SAC3D1, whose product is annotated as SAC3 domain containing 1. Gene Ontology annotation, biological process: spindle assembly; centrosome duplication. The record is from RefSeq and is a predicted model, not a curated record. The transcript has 3 exons. The coding region runs from base 1 to 1185 and encodes 394 amino acids. NCBI's taxonomy places the organism in Eukaryota, Metazoa, Chordata, Lepidosauria, Squamata, Gekkonidae. Gene Ontology annotation, cellular component: spindle; centrosome; nucleus.